This is a messenger RNA of Periophthalmus magnuspinnatus, 975 nucleotides long. It is a transcript of the gene c9h9orf78, whose product is annotated as chromosome 9 C9orf78 homolog. Gene Ontology annotation, biological process: mRNA splicing, via spliceosome. Gene Ontology annotation, cellular component: spliceosomal complex. The record is from RefSeq and is a predicted model, not a curated record. Lineage: Eukaryota; Metazoa; Chordata; Actinopteri; Gobiiformes; Gobiidae. The transcript has 9 exons. Bases 83 to 961 code for a protein of 292 amino acids.
UACGUUGGUUAAAGUAGUCCCACAUUUUCUCAUUCGUACACAUUUUUUUUUGUCAAAGCAUCAUAGUUAAAUAGACUAAACAAUGCCGUGUGGGAAGAAUUUUAGAAGGAGAAAAGACUCCUCGGAUGAAGAAGAAGAUGAGACAACAGAAGAAGUCAGGUCAAAACUGGAGGAAGCAAAGGAGCUUCAGAGCUUGCGCAGGAGACAGAAUGGGGUCAGUGUUACGGCCUUGUUGGUUGGAGAAAAAUUACCACCUGAAGCUGAAAUUGAUAAUGAUCCCUUCAAGCUGAAAUCUGGUGGAAUUGUAGACAUGAAGAAGGUCAAAGAUAGAAACAGAGACAUGACAGAAGAUGAGACAGAUCUUAGUCUUGGUACUUCAUUUUCUGCUGAGACCAACAGAAGAGACGAGGAUGCUGACAUGAUGAAGUACAUUGAGACAGAGUUGAAAAAGAAGAAAGGUUUGGUGGAAGAUGAGGAACAGAAGGUGAAAGUGAAAAAUGCAGAGGACCACCUGUAUGAGCUGCCAGAGAAUAUCAGAGUCAAUUCUGCCAAGAAAACAGAAGAGAUGUUGUCCAAUCAGAUGCUGAGUGGGAUCCCUGAAGUUGACUUGGGCAUUGAUGCAAAAAUCAAGAACAUUAUUCAGACAGAAGAGGCAAAAGCCAAGUUGUUGGCAGAGCAAAGAAAUAAGAAAAAAGACCUUGGAACAUCAUUUGUACCCACAAACAUUGCUGUCAAUUAUGUCCAACACAAUCGCUUUUAUCACGAGGACGUUAAUGCUCCCCAAAGACAUAACAACAGACAUAAAGAGGAGCCUAAGCCAAGGCCGUUGCGUGUUGGAGACACAGAAAAAACAGGCCCAGAGGCACCCUCUCCUCCCAAUGUUCGCAAACGUCCCAACAAUGAAAAGGCCACUGAUGACUACCAUUAUGAGAAGUUUAAGAAAAUGAAUCGUCGAUACUGAUCAGCUCAAAGUUA